Coniophora puteana RWD-64-598 SS2 is the source of this 482-nucleotide messenger RNA. RefSeq lists its product as uncharacterized. The transcript has 4 exons. The record is from RefSeq and is a predicted model, not a curated record. NCBI's taxonomy places the organism in Eukaryota, Fungi, Basidiomycota, Agaricomycetes, Boletales, Coniophoraceae. The coding region runs from base 188 to 469 and encodes 93 amino acids.
GUGACUUAGAAAUACACGCAUAUAUGUAACGAAUGACUGGCAACUAAACAACUCGGCGUCGGCCGCGUGCACACAUCUGGAUACCAUCUUAUAUUAACGAAAGAUCGCCUUCCAUACGUCGAACCGUACUUCGCUCGCUCGAUACGACGCGUUUUGCGAGGGUGUUCAACGGCAUCGCACAAGAGACAUGCUCCAAUGGGAGGUAGCUGUGCACCCUAGCAAGAAGCGCGAUGACGCGAGUGCGCGAAGGCCGGCUACCCGCUGGGAGAUCAGCCUUGAUGAUGGUUCACUAGUGGGAGUUGUGGGUCCAAGCUUCGCUGAAGGGUUACUCUUUUAUACCUGCUCGGCCACUUUAUCUGGCCAGAUCGGAUGGCUCCAGAUGGACUCCAUAGGACAUAGCCAUUCAAUCAAGCACAUGCAACCUAUCGAUAAGAUGGACUGGGAGGCGCCUAUUUGGGACAGGUGUUGAUCUAAGUCUGUCG